AUGAUAUCUUCUUAAAAAAGAGAUGGAGCAUUCAUUUUUAGCAUGCACUCUAAUCCACUUCUUAGCGUGAUUGUAGAUAAUGAAUGGAGAAAAGAAUCUUUCAAAAAUGUAAAUAUAUUCAUCCCCGAAGGGGCUAAGCUAACAAUAAAUAAUGAUGCAAACGAUGCACAUGAACCAUCUUUGAAAUUUCCAAUCGAAAAAGUAAAAGAAUGGAAUGAUAUUGGCUUACAUGAGCUUUUAGGAAAGUAUACAGAUAUCAAAGAGAUUGAUAAAAAAGAUAAAUGA
Molecule: messenger RNA, 285 nt
Organism: Tetrahymena thermophila SB210
Lineage: Eukaryota; Ciliophora; Oligohymenophorea; Hymenostomatida; Tetrahymenidae
Exons: 4
Source: RefSeq, a predicted model, not a curated record